This is a messenger RNA of Dromiciops gliroides (monito del monte), 4443 nucleotides long. RefSeq names its product ring finger and FYVE like domain containing E3 ubiquitin protein ligase (gene RFFL). The record is from RefSeq and is a predicted model, not a curated record. Gene Ontology annotation, molecular function: ubiquitin protein ligase activity. The transcript is spliced from 7 exons. Bases 170 to 1261 code for a protein of 363 amino acids. NCBI's taxonomy places the organism in Eukaryota, Metazoa, Chordata, Mammalia, Microbiotheria, Microbiotheriidae. Gene Ontology annotation, cellular component: plasma membrane; cytoplasm. Gene Ontology annotation, biological process: negative regulation of extrinsic apoptotic signaling pathway via death domain receptors; protein K48-linked ubiquitination; proteasome-mediated ubiquitin-dependent protein catabolic process.
GGAGACUUCCUGGGGCCGCCGGGGAGGAUGUCCCGGCCGCCCCCCUCGGCCCCUCAGCCCCAGAGACGCCGCCGCCGUGGCGCCUGAAGCGACCCCUCCCCGGGCGGGACGCGAAAGCUGAGCCCCCGCCUCCGCGCGGGUGGAGCGGGGGAAGGUGGCAGGUUUUACCAUGUGGGCAACUUGUUGCAACUGGUUCUGUCAGGACAGCCAUCCAGAGGAGACUGAGCAGCCGCAGGGAGCCAGGACGCAGGCAUAUUCCAACCCUGGCUACAGUUCGUUCCCUUCCCCUACGGGCUCUGAAGCUAGCUGCAAGAACUGUGGGACCCACUUUGGCAGCACAGCCAGGAAGCAGCACACGUGCUUGGACUGUAAGAAGAAUUUCUGCCUCUCCUGCUCGAGCCAAGUCGGGAGUGGUGCCCGCCUCUGCUAUCUCUGCCAGCGUUUCCGCGCCACAGCCUUUCAUCGAGAAGAGCUGAUGAAAAUGAAGGUGAAGGACCUGAGGGACUAUCUCAGUCUCCGUGACAUCUCUUCUGAGAUGUGCAGGGAGAAGGAGGAACUGGUGUUCUUGGUGCUUGGUCAGCAGCCGGUGAUCACACAGGAGGACAGGACUUGUAACGUCCCUUUCCCCUCAGGCCUUCCUGAGCAUCAGGCCUUCCUGGCCCAGCCUCACACCAGCACAGCACCUCCUACCUCUCCCAACCUCCCUCCGUCACCGGCACAACCCAGCUCUACUCCCCCAGCCCAGGCUCAAGAAAACCAGCAGGCUAAUGGCCAUGUGCCCCAAGACCAAGAAGUGAUAUGCUUGGAGAAUGUAGCAAGUGCUCCCACAGAGGAUGAAACGCAGUCUAUUGACUCUGAGGACAAUCUGGUGCCUGGGCGAAGGGCCUCACUCUCUGACCUGGUGAACGUGGAGGACAUUGAGGCCCUCACUGUACGGCAGCUCAAGGAGAUCCUGGCUCGGAACUUUGUGAAUUACAAAGGCUGCUGUGAGAAGUGGGAGCUGAUGGAGAGGGUGACGCGACUGUACCGGGAGCAGAAGGACCUCCAGCAUUUGGUGUCUGGAACUGCAGAUCAAAAUGGGGAGCCAGCGCCAUCUAGUGGAGAGGAAAAUAUAUGUAAGAUCUGCAUGGACUCACCUAUCGACUGUGUCCUAUUGGAGUGUGGCCACAUGGUCACUUGUACCAAGUGUGGGAAACGGAUGAACGAGUGCCCCAUUUGCCGCCAGUAUGUGAUCCGAGCUGUGCAUGUCUUCAGAUCUUGAUGGCUGGAACCAGGCCCCUAUGUGCCUUAUGGGGCAAAUUGGUUCGCUUGUGGAUUGACUGAGAGAUUUGCAAAGUAUCACCCCAAGGCCAUGGCCAGCAAGGACAGGAGAAACCCUGGGAGCUUCCUGCUUGGCUGGUCAUUUAUUCGUGCCCUUUUCACCAGCACAUUUUCCAUCUCAGUGUUGGGAUCUGAUAGGGCUCCCUUAGCCAAUGGGGAUUUAUUAGCCCUGCUUGGGGCAGAAAUCAAAUGGGUUCAGUCUCUGUUUCAUACGAUCAAUUGGUGACAAUAAAUUUGUGAUGAACACAAACUUCCCAGCACUCAGACCAUGUUGGAGUACUUUUUCCUCCCUUCAAUACAAACCAUAGUUUUUAAGGAUCUUUUUCUGCAAAAUUAUCCCUCAGUAUCCAUUGUAAUUCAUGCCUUUGUGGAGACAGCUCAGUGCUGAUUUUUUUCAUCAUUCAGGAAUCUUGGUUUUUUCCUAUUAUACACAUGGCUCUAUUUUCUGUCUGGCUUCUUGGGAUUAAUUCAGUCACUGCUAAUCUCUCUCCUCAUGUCUUCCUUUGGCUUCUUCAGCUCAAAAGGCAUUAAUUGUCCUCAAGAGUGAGUGACUGGCUAUAGACGCUCUCACUAAAACUCAAAGGACGUGUGCUAUUAAACAAAAGCCAUGAUGUCUUUUCCUGUUCCAUCUGUCAUGUUGUGGGGAGGCAGGGGAAGCCCUGGGAUCAUGGGAUCCAACCGUCCCCAUGGAUUUUGGUUGGCUCCUGUUUUGUUGUUGAGCCCCUUGUUUGGUGCCUUAAUUAGACUGACAAGAAAACAGAAUUUUUAUGCCAGUGAAUCUUUUGCUCAUUGAAAAUGAAUCUUUUGGGGCAGCUAGGUGGCACAGCGGAUAAAGCACCGGCCCUGCAUUCAGGAGUACCUGAGUUCAAAUCCAGCCUUGGACACUUGACACUUACUAGCUGUGUGACCCUGGGCAAGUCACUUAACCCUGAUUGCCCCGCAAAAAAAAAAAAAAGAAAGAAAGAAAAAAGAAAAAAUGAAUCUUUGAAGGUUGUUGAGAAGUCUCAACAUAAGAGUUGAUUACCUGAGUGCAUGAUGGAAAGGUAGUUGUCUUUACAAAGGCUUGCAAUGACUUGUUAAGGCUGCCUAAUUAAGCAGUAUCACUUCCAAGAUGGACUUCUCAUUGUUGUCUCUUUACCUACCUUGGAAGCCGAAGAAAUAUUUGGCUUGCAGAUGAAAGAGAUAUUCUGAGUCCCAGAGAGAGAGAGAGAGAGAGAGAGAGAAAGAGAGAGAGGAGAAUUUAAGUGGGCUUAGAUUUGCCUUGGCCAUCACUUCAGGUGUUGGUGGAAGAAGAUUGUGGGUUAUUUACUUGCGUGCAUUCACUAGCUUGUAAUCGGCUGCCUCGGGAGCAUCUCUUUAGUCCCGUCCCCUUGACUGAAAGGGAUGCCUCCUGCCAGUUCUUUUUGCUUAGUCAGCUUAGUUCUCUUGUCCUCUAGCAUCUUGAUGAGUCGCUGAGACUCAGGUAAAGGUUCUUUUUGUUUUCUAGCUAUAUACUCCCCAUGAAUGUACUCAGUGGGACAGAUACUGUGAGAUCCUGGACACGGCUUUUUCCCACUGUUGGACAGGAACAGAAAGCCUUCAAACUCCCAGGCUCCUGGUUCCCAUUUAUUUUUGUCUCCUGUUGUUUCUGUUCAGUAUUAGCAGGAAGUCUGAGCUGCUCUUCCUUGGCAGUUCAUUUUAAAUCCUGUCCAGUGGCUGAUUAGAGGAACAGCAGUGCAGUGAGCAGGCUCAGUGUUGGCGGAGAGAACCCAGGGACAGCAGCCUGGGUCUUCUGUCUUGAGCCAUUCUAAGGGACUCUCUUUUCUCAGGGGCCUGGGUUAAUGUAGAAAGCCCCUUGCUAAUGCAGUCAAGCACAAAGCAAACCAGGUGCCUCGUGACUUAGCAACUAUGCAAAAUGUAUCCACCUAGAGCCUUAGCAGACCUCACUGUGCAGCCUUGAUCCCUUGAAUCUCAAAGGGUGAAAAUGACUGCUUUGGGAGAUAGAGGUGAAAUAGCUCUCUCCUAAGGAGAAUGGUAAUAUUGGUACGGAUUUUGUGAUGAUUUCCUUUCCCCUAGCUCCCUUUGGAAAGAAGAGACGAGUUCAGGAAGGAACUGUCAACUAAGUACUCAUUUGUUUACUCAGACGUUAGAUCCAGUCUUGGGGAUCCCAUUCAAGAAUUUUCACCUUUUUCAAACCUGAAAAUUUCUGAUGAAGAUUGUGUCUUUCACUGUUGCUGGUUGACAUCACAGUUUAUAGCCCAUAGCAGUUCUGAAAAGAGCUGUUCAGUUGUCAAAUGACUCCGCUGUGAAAUAAGUCAAUAUGUAUGCAAAUCAGUCAUCAUUUAGAGAAAAGCUCAGAGCCGGAAGAGGCCCUUCUGCCCAUUUGUUGGUUUCUUUCUCCUCUGAGCUUGGUAGCAGUGUUCUAGCUUCCAGGCUUAGGAUCUUUCCACAGCUGGAAAGGGACCUCUCCACUGAAUGAGCUCCCCACAUGGUCAUGAAUCAGAGCCCCACCAGUCUUCAGUGUGGUUCAUAUUUGACAGGUAAAAGUGAAAUAGCAUUUGUUUCUCCAGGGGUCAAUUCCUGAUUUACAGGUUUAUUUUAGAAGAAUGUGACAACUUGGCUCCAUUUCUUCAAACCUUCUUGGUGGGUGAUUUUCCAUCCAGGGAAACUCCAAUUUUGUGUUGAUUUUUUAUUUUUACAGAAACUGGGGAGAGGGGGGAGGUCUAAGACCAUGUAUGUCACCCAAGUGAGAAAUUUGAUUUUACUCUUGAAUUACCUCCUGCCUCCCUCUCCACAUCCUGGAUACUUAACUUUCACUGCAACAGCUAAUUACCCUUCCAACGUUUUCUUUACUUUUAAUACGAUUACUAUGAGAUUUCUGGUUAAUGAGACUCUAGAAAACUGUCUGGUUCACAGUCUAGUGGUAUAGACGGAUCCAAACUAAGAAAAAGCUGUAAAGAAAUGAGUGCUUCAUGUACAUUGUAUAAAUUGAAGUCUUUUGGAAGUUUCAGAGCUGCUUGAAGUGGCUGAUACUGAGAUUCUCUCUGACUUCUAGUGGGUGUUAAAGCUAGCCCAAAUGUGUAUUUUUUUUUUGUUACAGAGUUGUGCUUUAUAAUUUUGUAAUAAAGUUGAAAUAUGAUUGAA